Molecule: messenger RNA, 1926 nt
Organism: Ruditapes philippinarum (Manila clam)
Lineage: Eukaryota; Metazoa; Mollusca; Bivalvia; Venerida; Veneridae
Product: nipped-B-like protein B
Exons: 2
Coding region: 1-1926 (641 amino acids)
Biological process (GO): protein homooligomerization
Molecular function (GO): protein binding
Source: RefSeq, a predicted model, not a curated record
AUGGAUCCAGAGGGAGAGCGAGAUGGAGCUGCGGCUAAACUAACAGAAUGGAAAAAGAGUAAAAUGCCUAAUUUAGUACAAAAAGUAAAAUCUGGUUUCCUUACAGAAUUAAGAAGGUUACAAACUGAAUAUGGGCCUACCCCCUGUGAAUAUAACAAAACGGAAAGUGUAAAAAGUAAUGAAAUCACAAGUAUGGACAUUGACACUGACCUAAAAAUAAUGAUUAAAAACCCCAUUUCUCCCGUGCAAAGUCCGAAAAGAAACGUUCUAAUAAAAAAUAUGGAUCUUGAAGAAAUAAGUGACGAGGAACUUGAUUUUGUUGAUACCGACGCUGAAAGUAAAACUCAAAAACAAACCAAAGAAACGAACAAACAUAAAAUGAACAAUAAUAUUGAAACAUCGGACACAUCAUCCACAAGUUCAAGCUCAAGUUCAAGUGAUUCCUCUAGUGAAACAAGUUCUUCAGAGAGUUCUGUAGUGCCAAAGAAAAAGUUGACAAAUUCGAGAAAAAGAAGGCGAUCGUGGAAAAGGUUUUGCACUUCCCUCAGUGAAACUAGUUCGGAUAGUGAAAGUGAUAGUGACAGUUCACUUGUUGAAACAAAGAAAAAGAAAGAAGAAAAUAAAGAUAUAAACAACAGACAAACAGAAGUAGAUAAGAAAAUAAGUGAAUCAAAACAAGAAGUUAAUAAGACAAAUGCUGAAGUAUGUAAUGAACACAAAGAUUUAAACUUAGAUAAGACAGAGACAGUAAGAAAAGAGGAGUUAAAGGAUUGUGUUGUAGUUUGUCAAGAGAUAAAUAUGAGCAGGAAUAAGGUUGAAACUGAUAAAAGGAAAGUCAUUGAAAAGAUGUCUGUGAAUGAUACAACAAAAGUAAAUAGUGGGACAAAAGCAACUAACAUGAAAACCAAAUUGAAAAAUAAAAGUGUAAAAGAUAAGGAAUUGAAUGUUAACAUUGUUGAAAAAGUAAAUCAUAAAGUUGUUGAAAAAGUAGUAGGCAAAGAUGGGGAAAUAGGAAAUGAGAAAGGAACUGGUAAAUCAAAAGACAAAGAUAGUGUUGAUGUGAAAAGUGUUGAAAAAGUUAAAGACAAAAAUAGUGAUACAGUAAAAGAGAAAUGUGUUGAGAAGAAAAUUAAGGUUAAUGAAAUGGUAAGAGAUGAAAGGAGUAAAAGGGUUAGUUAUAAAGGUGAUGAGGGGAAUAAAAUGAAAGAUGGUCAUGUUGUUAAUAGAAGAGAUGAAAGGAAAAAGGCUAAGAAGACGACAAAUGAAAAUUCAGUGAAAAAAUUUAAAUCAAAGCAAGCAAGCAAAGAAAUUGAUAAUAAUGACAAUAUGGUCAAAGAAGGAAAAGAUGGGAAAAGUGAGGAAACUAAUUUAGGAAAUGUUAAUCAUAUUGAAAGUGGUGCUGAUCAAGUGAAAAACAAUAACAGUGAAAAUAAGACACUUAAUGAAAAUAAAGAAUGUGAAGAAGUUGUUCAAGGGGAGUGUCAAAAUGAAAUAAACAAUCAGGAACAGACCUCAGUGGGUUAUUGUAAUGUGAAUAUAAUACCAUUAAUGGAGGAGACCCAAAAAGAAAGAAUUAUACUAAAUAUUGGUGGGCAAAAGUUUGAAACCUCACGUGUUACAUUAACGAAAGAUCCAAAUUCAUUACUCGCAAGAAUCGUAAGUCCAGAGGGAAUGACCCCAAGAUACGGUAACCAGUAUUUUAUAGAUCGUGAUCCUGCCCACUUUAGGUUUAUUCUUAACUUCCUUAGAAAUGGAUCAUGUGACCUUAGGACUCUCCCUCAUGAUGUUAGAUAUUUGUACGAACUAUAUUAUGAGGCGUCUUUCUAUUGUUUGCCGGAAUUAGUGAAUGCGGUUAUAGGAAAAAUCGAACAGUGUAGUGUCGUUUCUGCGAAUCUGGUGCCUUUAAAGGCCCAUAAACUGGGAUGA